AUGCUCUCUCCAAAUGCGGCCUUGAUUACAAUUGAUUACAUCCUCUUCUUCUCCGUCCACAAUAUAGCAGCGCAUACAGCAGCGCAUACAGCAGCGCAUACAGCAACACAUACAGCAACACCUACGGCUGCACUUACGGCUGCACCUGCAGCUAAAAAGCGCGGCCGGCCGCCUGGUGCAAAGGAUAAGGUACCACAGAAAAAGGCACGAGCUCAGAGGCAAGAUAGUACUCAGCCUACGCCUCAGCCUACGCCUCAGCCUCAGCCUCAGCCUCAUCCUCAGGCACAGAGGCUUAGCCGAGAGGAGCUUCUACGUCAGCUUGCGACGUAUGAUGAAGAUAUUGAGGCGGAAAUUAACCGAGAUAUUGAGCAGGCGGAGGCGGUGAUGCGAGGGGGCUAG
Messenger RNA from Mytilinidion resinicola, 399 nucleotides. RefSeq lists its product as uncharacterized. The transcript has a single exon. NCBI's taxonomy places the organism in Eukaryota, Fungi, Ascomycota, Dothideomycetes, Mytilinidiales, Mytilinidiaceae. The coding region runs from base 1 to 399 and encodes 132 amino acids. The record is from RefSeq and is a predicted model, not a curated record.